Messenger RNA from Alexandromys fortis (reed vole), 1446 nucleotides. RefSeq names its product chromosome unknown C12orf60 homolog (gene CUNH12orf60). Lineage: Eukaryota; Metazoa; Chordata; Mammalia; Rodentia; Cricetidae. The transcript has a single exon. The record is from RefSeq and is a predicted model, not a curated record. The coding region runs from base 313 to 1044 and encodes 243 amino acids.
GCAACUACAGGUGGGAUCCAAAGCUGGUUCUGAGAGGGAGGGAUCCUCUUCAAUGGCCUCCAUGCCCGCGAAUGCCCAGCUAGCUACCCAACGUGUAAGUGGUGUAAAUUCAGCAAGAUGUCUUGUGCUACCCUCCUGCUCUACCCUCUGUGUCUAUUAAAGCCCAGAACCAUGUCCGCUUUGCUACUGGAGAGGCCAGGACUUUGUGGGUUUCAGUCAUCCUUUUAGUCUCUCCAUGGUGGCUGGCUCCAAUCUUAGUUUUCAUUUGUGUUCUGCUUUGCUUAGCAGGGCUGCGAGUUCUUUGUUGGAGAAAUGUCUUCAGAGUCAGAAAAGGAUAAAGAGAGACUGAGUCAAGCUGCCAGACUAUUCUUCUUCCACAUUCGAGAUCUGGUUUCCUUCAUAAAUAAGUUCGUUGAGUUGUUUAACCUCACGAUGAAGACUCGGGUCCUCCCGGUGGAUCUGAAGGAAGACAGUUGCAUUAAAGAUUUCUUUGAGCAAAUGAUCACCAAUUUUAAAGAGAUGCAACUGAUGGUGGAAGCCAAGCACAAACAAGUGCAGAAGCAGCCUUUCUGUUCCACGGUGGCGAGUGCUGUGACCUCUGCAGUGGAGAAGUGUGCCAACGUGGGCCCACAGCACACAGCUCGAGAAAUGCUUAGAAAUAUCCAGGCCCCAGCCGCUGCCUCUGUGCUGAGCUGUAGUCUCAUCCUUGGGAGUCUGGAAUCUUCUCUCUCUAACCUGAUGCAGUUCCCCAUCAUGGGUCUCCGAUUAAGUGACUUCUAUAGAGAAGAGACCAAAGAGCCAUCGGGCGCCACCACAUCCGAGAAAAUCACAAGUCCAGAACGUCCCCAGGCCACUCCAGAGGAUGCCUUGAAGAAGCUGCAAGAUGCCCUGAGAACGGAGGAUGCCCACAAGCCGGCGGAAGCAGCCGCAGAUGUACUGGAACAGUUUGUCCAGACUAUGGAGCUCACCUUACAGGUCCUCCAGAAAGCCAUAGAGACCAUGGAAGGGGGCAUCUCCACAUUUAGGGAAGUUGGGACCAAGUAGAGGUGCAACGCAAGACGUGUUCCUUUCUGUCUGAAAUCAACUGGAACUCUCAUUUUUUUGUGGUAAUUUGUACAUUCCAUCAAUGCUGUAUGUGCGUUUGUUAGCACUUAAAUGCAGAGAGGCAUCCCUUGAUAAACUGCUCACCUGUAGUUCUGAUUUGUUACAUUAAAAUGGAUAACCGCAGUGACUAAAUAGAACGUGCUGCUAUAAGGAUCAAGGCUCUCAGUAUUUCAUUCAGGGAUCUUCUAAAUCUGUUGUUGCUUCGAAAGCAUUAAUUAAGCAACUAAUCUCUCCUUUCCACAAGUCUGUCUGCAGUUACCACGUCCAGUCCAGGCAAGUGCUGGCUUUCUCAUGGUGAUCUCUCCUGCACUGUAAUCCACACUGCAAUCUCCAUUCUCAUAA